This is a messenger RNA of Girardinichthys multiradiatus, 3345 nucleotides long. It is a transcript of the gene cbln2b, whose product is annotated as cerebellin 2b precursor. The transcript is spliced from 4 exons. Bases 374 to 979 code for a protein of 201 amino acids. Gene Ontology annotation, molecular function: protein binding. NCBI's taxonomy places the organism in Eukaryota, Metazoa, Chordata, Actinopteri, Cyprinodontiformes, Goodeidae. The record is from RefSeq and is a predicted model, not a curated record.
ACACGGAGAAUGGGCGUGAGUUGUCCCUCGAAAGGGGAGCCCAGAGACUCGUGCUUUCGUCUUAUUUUUUUCUCUUCCAACAACCUGAGCGCUCACUUCUGCCUGGGAAAGACAAGGAACACAAGAGCGGGAUGGGGAGCACAGGAUUUACAAAACCAAUCGUUUAGAUCCUCUCCCAAAAUCUAAUAAGACGCACAGGAGGGAGGGGAGCCUAAGUGCGUCUGUGUCAAAGAGUGAGGGAGCAUCGCAGACAGAAAAAGAGAGAAAGGCAGAGAGAGGAAAAGAGGCUAACUGAGCCUGGACCAGGUGAUCAACAAACCUCCAAGGGGCUGCCGGGGUUGUCUCAUUGUACGCUGGAUCCAGUGAUCCAACCAUGGUGCCAGCGCGCUGCCCGGGACCCUGUGCCGUCCUGGCACUGGUUCUCUUCUUGGGAUGCGGCGUGGUCCUGUGCUCCGGCCAGAACGACACGGAGCCCAUAGUGUUGGAGGGAAAGUGUCUGGUGGUGUGCGACUCGAACCCUUCCUCGGACGGAGCGGUGACCUCCUCACUUGGCAUAUCCGUCCGCUCCGCAGGGGCGAAAGUGGCUUUUUCCGCGGUGCGCGGGACUAAUCAUGAGCCAUCGGAGAUGAGCAACACGUCAAUGACAAUCUAUUUUGAUCAGGUUUUAGUGAACAUCGGCAACCAUUUCGACCUAAAAGCGAGUGUUUUCCAGGCUCCAAGAAGGGGGAUCUAUAGUUUCAGCUUCCACGUUGUGAAGGUCUACAAUAGACAAACCAUACAGGUCAACCUAAUGCAGAACGACUUUCCCGUUAUAUCAGCUUUCGCGGGCGACCAGGACGUUACAAGAGAGGCGGCCAGCAACGGCGUGCUGCUGAUGGUGGAGCGUGAGGACCGAGUCUACUUAAAGCUGGAGCGGGGCACCCUAAUGGGCGGAUGGAAAUACUCCACCUUCUCAGGCUUUCUAGUCUUUCCUCUAUAAUCCCAUAAUCGAGGAUCGGGACUCUUAAGUUUACUCAAGUUAAGGAACAACAACUAAAAAUAUAUUCAAAACAUGCCAUUUAUUUUUCAAACUGUCAGCCAAGGAAGCCGACGAAUAUCUGUCCACUCCGUCCAACACUAUAGUCAGACAUCAACGUUUUCCUGGAGUUUCAUAUAUUCAAACCUCCAUUCAACUUGUACGCAAUCUGGAUGACUAAACGUAUCGAUCGGGUCAGUGAUUGGCAUGUGAUUGUCGAGUGUGUGGAUUUUUUCCCCCUCUUUGCCUGGAAAACAAACUUUUGGGCAAGAUGGACAAAGGAAAGAUGAGGACGGGGAGGAAAAAAAAAAAAACGACUGUGUUAUGCUUUAUUUAUGUUUGUAUAGCCUUAAAGAAUAUGUGGUACGGAAUCAUGGACAACCAGAGAGAAGCGCUUUUACGCCCAGGGGCAUUUUUUUAUUUUUAUUUUUUGCACAAAUGGAAAUUUUUUCUUUUUACGUUUUUUGUUGUGCUGUCUAUGGUGUUACGUUUGGAUGCUGAACAUAUUGAAAACAAGCCAAACUGUAGGUCGCAGAUGAGUUUAUUAUAAGAGAGAGAGAGAGAAAAGGCGACAUAUUUCGGCCUUAGGAGAUGAGUUACAAGCCUUUUAUUUAACAACAAUAACAAUAGUUUAAACAAGAAAAUAAGAUAUCUAAUUUAUGAAGUACAUAUUCAGAGUAGUUUGUGUUCCACAUUUCGGAAUCUGCGUAGCUUUGACUGAUUUUAAUGUUCAGUGACUUGGCUCACUUAAUGUACAUUGUGGAAAGAUUAUAGAGGAAUCCCUAUAUAUAUAUAUAUGUCCCGCUUAAUAAAUGAUAUUGUAUUGUAUAGGCUGAGCGCAUUCAUCGUUAUUAUUUUAAGGAGAGACUCGAGGUGAAUGGAGGAGUGCAUGCAUUAAAGGGGAAGGCCUCGGAGGAAAGCAGGCUUGUCGCUGUCCGUUGUGCUGAAUUAGGGAAAGUCGCCCAACAGCUGUUGAUUUAAGUAGCAGCGAAUACAUUCAAAUUGAAAAACGAAAUGCAGUAUUCAUAUUACCAUGUUUUUACAGAUGAUUAGAAACAUAUUUUUUUUGCUACAAAUAUGCAUGCAUUUGCUUAUAAAACAGUGAGUGCAGUAUUCUAGCAAGACUGUCACGCUUUAAUGCACUGUACAAGGUUAAAAUAUUCUGCCUCAGAGCAGAAAAUCCCCUUAAAGUAAAGGGUUGAUAGCCUAAAGUUUCACCAUUUCUAAAGAGAGUUGUUUUUUUAACCAUAUAAAUAUAUGCAAUCAUCUUGUAAAAUAAACUGCUGUUGAUAUUUUAGCCCACCCACCGACACAUCUCACCCUAACUCUAGGCUCUAAAGUCAGAAACUAUCAACCCCCAUCUGCCCUCCCCUUUGUCUAUAUUAAAUUAUGGUCAAUGCCACACCUAGUCAAGAGGGUCCAGACCAAUCAAAGCAAAGCAAUUUGCUGACUUGUGUUAUCCAUUCCCUUUCCUCAUACAGGAAGAAAGAAGAGCGUACUCCUUAGAAGGUUUUUGUGGAUAGGUGGUGGUGGUGGUGGGGGUGUUCUGCACUCUACAGCAGGGUCCAGGUUUAAUGUGGUACUCACAAGCAACGUGUAAAAUACACAAUUACUAAUUGAUUUAUUCAGAUCAGUUAACGUGUGCAUGAAAUGCUUUCCAUACUCAAGAAAGGGCAGCAGAAGUAAUUAAAGAAGCUUUAAUUAAUUAUGAUUCAGUUAAUAUAGCCAGAAAACGAUGAAGGCUUUGCACAACUAGUGCAUGUGUCAAGAUUUCUUGUGUGCAUUCAGUUUUUCCUGUGACACCCUGCAGUUGCAAAGUUUGCCUAUACCUUGAGCCAACCGUGCAAACAAGUUGGCAUUUCUUUAGUAAGCAUAUGCUAAAUGGGCAAGAUUGUACAAACUCUGGCUGUUAAAAUAUAAAAAUGAAAGGCAUUUUGAUUUUAUUUUUUUUUUAAAUCUCUGCCAAGCACAGAAGGGUUGUAGCAUCAUUUUGAAAGGCCUCAGAACCUUUACCUCUGCAGGCACAUAAAAUAGGUUUGUCUCAUUUAACUAUUGUUUAGAAGCUUGUGGGCUUGUACCUGUUUGGAAAUGGUUUCCUGUUUUAUCAACAUAGAUUUCAGCUACCUUACAGACACUGUAUAAGCUUUUAGUGUCUCGUAUGGAAUUUGCAAUUUUGUGUGUUUGAAUGCAUUGCCGUGUUUACAUGAUGAAACAGGAUAAUCUGAUGCAGGUUCGGAAAACGAAUUCUGCAAGACAAAUCAAAUUUUAAAAUGAAAUAUUCAAGUUUGUAAUUUUGUGCAAAUUUAAAAAGUAAAAGUAUCUGAAGUUCA